AUGGCGGAAUCAGGAUCAAUUCUGCCACAUUCUAACGUUAUUAUUCCACUUUCUUUUUCACCAGAACAAGUUAAGUUACAUAAUAAUGCUAUUCAUUUGCAAAAAAUUGGUAGCGAACAUCAGGAAAUUAAACAAGCCGCUGUUAAGACUUUACAUCAAAAUUCUAUAUUAGCGAUGCAUGUGAUUGCAAGUGGUGAGUCACCUGCUAGAACUAGGUUACGGAGGAUACGUGAUUUAACAAGUUUACCUCAACCUUCAUAUGAAUCAUCG
Funneliformis mosseae is the source of this 270-nucleotide messenger RNA. NCBI's taxonomy places the organism in Eukaryota, Fungi, Glomeromycota, Glomeromycetes, Glomerales, Glomeraceae. The record is from the annotation of a GenBank genome assembly.